Molecule: messenger RNA, 1356 nt
Organism: Psilocybe cubensis
Lineage: Eukaryota; Fungi; Basidiomycota; Agaricomycetes; Agaricales; Agrocybaceae
Exons: 1
Coding region: 1-1356 (451 amino acids)
Molecular function (GO): nucleic acid binding
Source: RefSeq, a predicted model, not a curated record
AUGCCACGUGUACAAGCCCCAAUAGGUGCGGACACCGUUGAGGUGAGAGCCACUAUAGGCACUAUUGCCUUUAAAGAGACUCAGACAACUGGAGUAGGAAUUGUUAGGGAAGAAAACGACCCGGAAAACAUAAAAUUGCGACUCCCAAAGGGUGCUGAACAUACUAACAGAGUGGGUGAAUUAGUCGCCACGAAAUUACUUGCUGAUCGCACAUUGAGCUCAGAGAAAUUGACAGUUGAGCUAGACUCGUUACACACUGUAAAAGACCUGACUAUCAAUGUCUCAGAAAAUGAGCUAAGAGGAUACUUAGGGGUCCCAAAUGAAGACCUAGUCCGAGCAACGGUAGCUAGCCUGCGAUAUCUAAGACAUGAGCCAGUAAUAGUGUGGAAAGGAGAUAGAAGCCCUAACCAAAGAGACGAAGCAGCAAGCGCGCUCGCUGACGAAGGCGCACUUCAGCAAGAUACUGUUGAAAUAAACACGGAAAUUGCAAACGGCUGGACACUAUCAGGUGCCAAUCUAAGCUGCCUGACCCAAGCAACCGCGUACAAACUGGUCAGACGACACAAAUCUAAGGGUUAUGCGGAACGACGCCAGACUACCGUGAACCUAAAAAGAAUUGAGGCGAUGGCUCAAGAAAAAGGCGAGGCAAACCUCAAAGCAACCCAGAUAUGGGGCUCAAUUCGUAGCAAAGACAUUACAAGAUCAAUCCGAAAUUUCUUAUGGUUGGUGAUACACGAUGGGUAUAUGGUAGGCGACAACUGGCUCAAGCCAGGAUUUAAUGCUGAAUACCAGGAACGGAGUAAAUGCAGGCAAUGUGGGCAAGGGACUGAAACUAUGACUCACAUCAUUGAAAAGUGCAGUGCAUCCGGCCAAGCUCAAGUGUGGAACCUGGCUAGAGAACUGUGGGGAAUGAGAACUAACAAACCCUGGCCCAAUGCGACGCUAGAAGAGAUAAUACUGAGUACGAGACCAACUAGACGAGAAAAGCCAAAGGGUAAAAUGUUGGAUAACGCUGAAGGAGAAGCGAGAUUGCUUCGCAUUCUGAUGACAGAAUCAGCUUACCUAAUCUGGAAAAUACGAUGCGACGCAGUCAUCAAGCACGAGGGCCAACAACAGGCAACGGGAAUUGAGAUUCAUAAUAAGUGGUUAAAGACGAUUAACUCGAGAUUAGAGUUGGACUCGAUAUUAACUAGACCAAAAUAUGGAAAAAAAGCCUUGAAAAAGAAGGUUGUUCUAAACACCUGGCGAGGCACCCUACGAGAUGAGGGAAACCUGCCCAGAGAUUGGACAGGGAGAUAUGGGGUUUUAGUGGGUAUUGAACCGAGAAGUAAAGACGGACGAAGGCGUGGGAGGUAA